This is a messenger RNA of Salvelinus fontinalis (brook trout), 4512 nucleotides long. Its product is annotated as glutathione hydrolase 7. NCBI's taxonomy places the organism in Eukaryota, Metazoa, Chordata, Actinopteri, Salmoniformes, Salmonidae. Gene Ontology annotation, biological process: glutathione catabolic process. Gene Ontology annotation, molecular function: glutathione gamma-glutamate hydrolase. Bases 542 to 2584 code for a protein of 680 amino acids. Gene Ontology annotation, cellular component: plasma membrane. The record is from RefSeq and is a predicted model, not a curated record. The transcript is spliced from 15 exons.
UAAAACGUUUAGGAAACGUUUUGCAACAUAACGUUUGUAUAACGUUUUUAUAUUGACUGCGUAAUGAAUACGCCCCUGCUCUCUAUCUGGAGAUGGCUACAGGAAAGCCCUAAUGUUCUGCCUUCCUACCAUUAUAAAUUCUACAAGAACGUCCUAUCUGAAUUGGGUGAUGCUUGAAUACAGUUGUCUGUCUCAAAUGGUCUUGCGAAUGGAAUCGGAUAGGCUAUGAAUAAUUGCCGCAUCACCUCCUAGACCUAGAGGGAGCCAGACAACAAUGUUACGGAUCAAGUGCAACAUUGUUACAACGGACCAAUAACAAGUGUAUUAUUGCAGACCAAUAGCAUAACUAAUUGCAACAUUUUAACACACCAGGCUUAGGCUACAUGGCUAUCUCGUGUGACGUCAAAAGGAAAAACUGAAGACAAUUGACCCUGAAGUCUGCUGAACAACAUCAUCAGUGGAUGCUGUAAGUCAACAAGAGAGAAGAGCUCAGGUUGCGCUGACUCCUCUAUUCAUUAGUUGUGUUAACUGGACCGCCGCCAUGUAUAACCCUGCCAACGAUGCCGUGGCCGGGUACUCCAGCGGCACCAUGACAGAGAAAGACCCGAGCCAGGAGACGACCCUGGGAAGUGCCUACUCACCGGUGGACUACAUGAGCAUUACCAGCUUCCCCAGGUUACCCGAGGAUGACGUGGUUUCCGGGGAAAACACUCUCAAAUCACGCAAAGAUGACGACAACUUCCUUAGCGAGCAAGACACGGACCCAGACCUGUUUCUGAAGUCAGCCCGUCUGCAGCGUCUCCCGUCCUCCGCCUCUGACCUGGCCAGCCAUGACAUCACACCCCUGCGGGAGACCACCAGAGACCCUUUAGCGGAGGGCUGUGCCUGCCAGAGAGAUGGCCUCACUGUCAUCAUCACAGCCUGCCUCACCUUUGCCACAGGAGUCACUAUUGCUCUCAUCAUGCAGAUCUACUUCGGAGACCCACAGAUCUUUAACCAGGGUGCAGUGGUGACUGACGUGGCCCAGUGUACAUCUCUGGGCUUCGAGGCCCUGGAGAAGCAAGGCUCCAGUGUGGAUGCUGCCAUCGCUGCUGCUCUCUGUCUGGGUAUCAUACACCCACACACCUCCGGCAUCGGCGGUGGAGGCGUGAUGCUAGUGCAUGACAUCCGUAGGAACGAGAGCAGGGUCAUAGACUUCAGUGAGACAGCGCCCUCUGCCAUCCUGGAGGACAUGUUACAGACCAACCUGGAGCUCAAGCCUGGCCUGAUGGUUGGAGUUCCGGGCAUGCUCAGUGGGAUGCACCAGGCCCACCAGCUUUACGGAAGAAUGCCUUGGAAGGAUGUAGUCACCAUGGCAGCAGAUGUGGCCAGAAGUGGUUUCAAUGUUACACAUGACCUGGCUGAGGCCCUGGCCAAGGUAAAGGACAAGAAUGUGUCGGAGGCUUUCCGUGCCCUGUUUCUCCCCAAUGGUCAGCCUCCCCUCUCCGGCCUGUUCUCCCGACGACCCGACCUGGCCGCCAUCUUGGACGCUUUGGCAGCCAAUGGGAUUGCAGAGUUCUACAGUGGAAACCUGACCCAGGAAAUGGCAGCUGCAGUGCAAGCCAGAGGAGGAGUUCUCUCUGAGGAGGACUUUGGGAACUACACCACCAUCCUACAGCAGCCAGCCGAGAGUUUCUAUCAGGGGCACCAUGUGAUGGCAGCCCCAGCCCCCAGUGCAGGAGCAGCUCUGAUCACAGCUCUGAACAUUCUGGAAGGCUACAACAUCACCAGCCAGGUCCCGCGCAACAGCACCUACCACUGGAUUGCUGAGUCUCUGAAGAUUGCUGUGGCCCUGGCCAGUGGGCUGGGAGACCCUAUGUAUGACUCUUCCAUCUCAGACAUGGUCACACAGAUGCUCAGUAAGUCCCAGGCAGUGCUGCUCCGCCAGAUGAUCAAUGAUUCCCAGGCGUUUCCCCCGGGUCACUACAUGCCCUCGUACGCCCUGGAGGAGGGCGCCGUGGCCAGUCAGGUCAUGGUUAUGGGGCCUGACGACUUCAUUGUCUCCGUCAUGAGCUCCCUGAACCGUCCGUUUGGCAGUAGGAUAGUGACACCGUCUGGGAUCCUGUUGAACAGCCAGAUCCUGGACUUCUCAUGGUCCAACAAGACCCAGACCUCUCAGCCUCCGAACCCGCAUAAUGUCAUCCAGCCUGGUAAGAGGCCCCUGUCCUUCCUGGUGCCCACGGCAGUGAGGCCUCGCCUGGGUUUGUGUGGCACGUACGUGGCCCUGGGAUCCUCCAACGGGGACCGGGCCCUCAGUGGCAUCACCCAGGUGUUGAUGAACGUCUUGUCCUCUCGUAAAAACCUGAGUGACAGUUUGGCAUAUGGUAGACUCCACCCACAGUUGCAACCCGACACUCUCUUGGUGGACUCUGAGUUCCUGGAGGAGGAUGUGGAGGUGCUGCAGUUCAAAGGUCACCAGGUGCAGAGGGUAGACGUCCUCUCAUUGGUGGAGGGCACCAGGAGGACCAAUGACCUCAUCAUUGGGGUGAAGGACCCGCGUAGUGCGGACGCCUCAGCCCUCACCAUGUCCAUGAACAUGCCCUAGCCUUUCUUUACGCCAGGGUUGGGUGAGUGACAGGAGGGGGUGUAGGGGUGAGGGAUACAAAAGGGAAACAGAGGGUUUUGAGGAGUAUGAAGGACAAAUGUCUAUAUAUGAUGCCAGUAUUUUGGAGGAAAAUGAUGCUCGAAAGGGCUGAUAUUCCACCAAAGGGCUGAUAUUCCCAAAGGGACUGAUAAAAACGGGAUUAUUAUGGACAGGUAUGAAGGAGGGAUACUAAGGGAUAUUAAGAAGAGGAGUAGAGGUGCAGGAAAUGGAGGGGCGUGGAGCAGUCUUUGGUUGUUCUGGAGAAAUGUGUAAUGAGUCUCUGAAAUGGGUAAUACCCUCCUACUCACACAGGGUGUAGCAUGCUGUGUGUUUUCAGUUGUCUUUUACCAGGCACAUUUCACUGUAAAUCCACUGGGAUAUGGCUAUGCUCACACACACUGAGAGGACAGAAACUGAAAUGGCUCCUUCCACCACACACAUGCACACACACACACACACACACACACACACACACACACACACACACACACACACACACACACACACACACACACACACACACACACACACACACACACACACACACACACACACACACACACACAUUCCUACAUACGCACGCAUUCAUUCCUUUGCACACAUAACACACACAGAUGGCAUGCUUACGUCUAGAUUCUCCUCAGUGGCCCAUUUAACUUAGCUGAGCAUCCCCUCCCCUGCCUGUCGUUAUACUUCCACUCAUUCAAAAUGCCGGCGAAUGCCAGUGCAUAUAAAAUCAUAUGGGUUUGAUCUGCUCAGUUCCAUUAUCUUCCCUUGUGAACACUCAGGAGUUGGCUAGUCACAUAUUGACACACCUUGAUUUAUGCUUAGACCACCUGUUUACUGUGUGUGCAUUUGUAUGGGCAGUGAGUCAGUGACUGAGUCAGUGACUGUCCUUAAUCGGAUUCUUGUGGCUUGAGUCUAAAGGUGUAGUAGCUUGUAGAUAUCUAACCUGUUACGAACAAUCACUAGGUUACUAGAUGCCAUUUUGUAAAGAAUAGAGAUCAUAUUCUUAUCUCAAAAAGAGAGUGGACACCGCACACUACUCUUCACGUGAAUGUCGUCCGUCCUCACUUCAAUAUUGAAUGUUAUUUAUUGCUAGUACUACUGGGUUUAAAUAAUGUUGUAUUAUUAUUUAAGGUGAUCUGGGGUAAUGACUGGAAAGGGAGUAGUUUGAAAGCUUAUUGCAAACAUUUUUCAGAAAGGAUAUUUUUAGAAUGAAUGGUCAGAGUGACCAGGUUAUGAACAAUUGCUCGUACAAUGGUUUUUGUCUAUUUAUAUUAACAUAUUUUGCUUAUACUUGGUCAUUUGCACAGAUGUUUUCAGUUGAGACAACACUUGCGCUAUCUGAUUUACUUUUUAAUAUAUUGAAUGAUUAUUGUAUUUUAGUGAAACAGUAGAUGUUAGUCUUUGUGCCCAUAUUGCUGUGUCAAUGGGCUAUUUAUUAUAGCACGUAUGAAAAGACUCUCCCUUUGUAUUCCAAAAUGCUACCACAGGCCAAUUCUUAUCCAUAGCCUAACUGACCAUUGUGCUAAUACCUCAAUAGAUGUGGCUGUUUUCAAUCUAAUUUCAAAAUGCCAAUAACCAUGAUAAAACACUGCUUGGUUACAUAAGUAAUCAUUGAUGCAAUUAUGAAGCAUUAAAUAAAUGCAUAUUUUAUUUUCUCAUUUGUUGAGCAAUGACUGGCCUAUACAUGGGCUCUGUUUUAUGUGAUGCUAUUUGCCUUUCCUUCUCCUUUGUCUUAAAUUUUAACGUCCACUUGUUUGCACAGUAACAAGGUUGUUUGUAUACGCUACGCAUUAUGUACUUUGUAUUGAAAAGUAAGAAUUCACACUGGAAGAAACACUGUAUAGGAGGGCCCAGUUAUGGAAUAAAUAUGUUUACACAGA